AUGGAUUUUUUUUCCCGUUCGGAAGUUUUCGGUAUUGUGUUGCUAUUUGCACUUGCCAUCAAUACAUCGGCAGUUUUGAACUACGACAAAGAGCUGCAGGAAGUUAAAGUGUAUUUCUUUUCACCAUCAUUGAAGCAUGAAGAAGCAGUGGAAUCGUUCGAGCCGUCACCAGAAAUCGAUCUACGUAGACAGUUGAAGGUGUUAAUCCAUGGCUGGAAUGCUGAUCGAAAUCAUGUAUCGAUAAGUCCCAUUCGAACGGCUUAUUUGGUACAGGAUGCACACAACUUGCUGGUAGUCGAUUGGUCAAAAGUGGCCUACCUUUCGUAUCCAACGGCUCGUCGUUUAGUUCUACCAAUUUCAAAUAUCAUCGGGAAUAGUUUAGCGAAAUUCAUACAAAGGGUAGGCAUCGAACACAGUCAGGUGCACGUAAUUGGCCAUAGUCUCGGUGCACAUAUUGCGGGCAAUGUGGGACGUUACUUUAAAGGUGAGCUAUCGCGAGUGACGGCACUUGAUCCGGCAGGACCACUUUUUGAGUUCGAAUCGAAUGAUGCUGUUGGACCCGAUGUUGCGCAGUUUGUUGACGUUAUCCAUACUGACGGGCUUACGCUGGGUGAGGACAUUGUAAGGGGACAUGUCGACUUUUUCCCAAACGGUGGCAUAGCACCGCAACCCGGUUGUGAAGUUCUCGACAUCGUCACACUACAUGGGUGCAGUCACUUCCGUGCACCCGCAUUUUUUGCGGAAUCGAUUCAGCUUCCGAACAACUUUAUUGCCUGCGCUUGCAGCCGGGAAGAAAUUUACAGAAAGGACGAGAUCUGCCUACCGGAUGUUCGUGAAACAUCCUUGCGUGAGUGUGUUGCAAUGGGAGAAUCAUUAGACCCUGGUGUUCGAGGAACGUUUUAUGUCCGUACGUCGCGUGUUCCUCCGUAUGGGCUUGGCCAACACACGAAAAGUAGUGAGCCCAGCGUCUAA
Molecule: messenger RNA, 972 nt
Organism: Anopheles maculipalpis
Lineage: Eukaryota; Metazoa; Arthropoda; Insecta; Diptera; Culicidae
Product: pancreatic triacylglycerol lipase-like
Exons: 4
Coding region: 1-972 (323 amino acids)
Biological process (GO): lipid metabolic process
Molecular function (GO): lipase activity
Source: RefSeq, a predicted model, not a curated record